GAGUUUCCCUUGGCAGUCAUCCAAGGGCGGGAGUGCUACUGCGGCUACCCCACCAGGCGCUUCUCACUGCAUGACAGCGCAGACGGGCUGCUCUGCAGCAGGAUGCACAACGCCAGCAGUGCCGCCAAGGGAAAAUACUGCCUGGUCUACCAAACACCGGUGCAAGACACCCGCUGCACGGACAGGAAAUUCUUAACCACCAAAUCCAAAGUGUUUGUUGCUUUGUCGAGCUUUCCUGGGGCUGGGAAUACGUGGGCUCGCCAUUUGAUAGAGCAUGCCACAGGGUACUACACAGGAAGCUACUACUUCGAUGGAGCCCUCUACAACAAAGGUUUUAAAGGAGAAAAAGACCACUGGAGAAGUAGAAGGACCAUCUGUGUGAAAACACAUGAAAGUGGCAAGACGGAGAUUGAAAUGUUCGACUCUGCGAUUCUUUUGAUAAGGAACCCGUACAAAUCGCUGAUGGCGGAGUUCAACAGGAAAUACGCCGGGCACCUGGGGUACGCCACCGACCGCAACUGGAAGAGCAAAGGUAACACGCCGCACCGGCACGGGCUGGGGGUGCCCGCUGCCGCUUUGGACACAGUUUGA
Molecule: messenger RNA, 591 nt
Organism: Fulmarus glacialis (Northern fulmar)
Lineage: Eukaryota; Metazoa; Chordata; Aves; Procellariiformes; Procellariidae
Product: WSC domain-containing protein 1-like
Exons: 3
Source: RefSeq, a predicted model, not a curated record